Molecule: messenger RNA, 794 nt
Organism: Camelina sativa (false flax)
Lineage: Eukaryota; Viridiplantae; Streptophyta; Magnoliopsida; Brassicales; Brassicaceae
Source: RefSeq, a predicted model, not a curated record
ACUGCUACACACAUAUACAACAGACACAAGAAAAAAACCAAAAAAAAAACAACAUAUCCUAUAAUGGACCGUCUUCAACGCACCAUCUCGGAUAUUUCACACCAAAUAUCCAUAGACGACACUCUAACAAAAGAACCAUCUCCAACCGCGACCGCAACAACUUUGUUGUCUUUAUCAGCGAUAGCCGAAGUGGAAGAUGCAAAGUGCGAAUGUUGUGGCAUGUCUGAAGAGUGCACGCCGGAGUACAUACACCGUGUGCGCUCAAAAUUCACAGGGAAGCUGAUUUGCGGGCUGUGUGAAAAAGCGGUGGAGGAGGAGAUGGCGAAGUUGAUCAAUAGUGAAGUGGUGGUGGAGAAGCGGCGAGAGGAGGCAGUGAAGGCACACAUGACCGCAUGUUCCCGGUUCAAUAGGCUAGGCCGGAGUUAUCCAGUGUUGUACCAAGCAGAAGCGGUCAAGGAAAUGCUGAAGAAGAGGUCUAAGAAGAUAGUUGGAGCCACCAAGCCAGAGAAAGGUGGCCUCGCUAGGAGCUCAAGCUGCAUGCCGGCUUUGGCUAAGGAGCUUAAAGAUCGUGGCUUAGUUAAUUAGUUUAUUUGUAUAUAUAUACUCACGUUACGCGUUUGUUACUAUAUAUAUACGUACAGAAUUGAAGUUAUAUUCACAGAGCCAGGGAGAUGUAUAUGUAUUAAAUAUUAAGUGAGUUAUAUAAGUGUACGUAGUAAAAAUUAAAACUGAUGCAAGUUUUACGUGUGUAAAUAGAUAUAUUUUCCCCCCGUAUAACCAAACGUCCUUUUAUC